AAAGUCCCACUUUUCAGACUCUUAUUGGCACCGAUCCAUUGCAUACGAACAGCACGGGGACCUGUGGCUCCAGCCAGGUGACAAGAGGCACAGCAGGGGCCAACAACUCAACAGGAACUUUUUGUCAGGACCUGAAGCAAUAGAACAGGGAGUAAUGGGUACAAAUUGAUGGAAGGGACAUUUAGGUUAGAUAUCAGGAAGAAAGAGUUCCUGUGAGGGUGGUGAGGCAUUAGAACAGGUUGCCCAGGGAGGCUGUGGAUGCUCCAACCCUGGCUGUGUUCAAAGCCAGGCUGGACAAGACCUUGAGCAACCUGGUAAAGUGGGAAGUGUCCCUGCCCUUGGCAGAGGGGGUUGGGCCUAGAUGAAUUUUAAGGUCCCUUCCAACCUCUCAACAUUCUAUGAUUCUACGACCCCAGACUACGCAGUCAAAGCCCAAGUAAUCCUCCAUUCAGGGUCGCCCCCUCUGAGGCUGUCUGGCCUUUUUCACUGAUAAGACACUGUUUCACAACCCCCUUCUCACUCUCCGAAACUCUAUGGGCAGAUGACCGUUUCUGACUCUCGAGAUGCCAGCGUUAGAAGCGCACAAACUCGGAGAAGCGAGCCCCAUCUGCUCACACACACAGCACGGUGUUUGCUGCGGCUCCGUGGUUCUCCUGAGGGCUCCGAGCCCGCGGCCGCCCGGGGGCCGGCGGGGCCCGGCCACAAGAUGGCGGCCGCCGCUGAGGGGGGCGCGCGGCUGCCUGAGGAGGCGCCGGGGCAGCGCAGCGGCCGCACCGUGGAGAGGCGGCAGAGCGGCGGGGACAUCGACACGGACAGCGAUGAGACUGUGGUGGAGGGCUCUGUGGCGGAGAGCGAUGUGGAGGAAGAGGAGUUCCGUAGGAGGAGGUUGGCUUUUCUUAACAAGGACAUUGCUUUAACAAAUGAGAUAAGUACUAAUAAAGGAGCUUUUUCUCCAGAAAUCUGUUUUAUACAGAAAUUUAGUGACCACACAUAUUAUCAUAAGGAAGAACAGAUAAAUCCACUACUUCAGGAGGCGUACACAUCUGAUCAGUCUCAGUCCCUACUGAAGGAUUGGAUAAACCACUCAUCACCCACUGAAAAUAUUUCUCAGCCUGGUUUUUCAUUAAAUUCCGCAGCAGAAGAACAGCAAAAUAAUUCUGCAGAUAUCAAAUUCAAUGGAAUUCAGAAGGAUUCAGAAGAAAAGCAGCCUGUAGGUGGUCAGCAGAGAGAGAAUGAAGACAUUUCAGAUUACUUGGAUACCACCUUUACUGAAAAACAAACUGGUGAGGGACAUUCGUAUUCAGUAGAGGCUGCAGCGUGUGCAGAAACAGCCCAGAUAACAUCAAGUAAAAUUCAGAAACCUACUUCUGAAGACAAGCAGGAUCUAGAAACCAUCAUGUGGCAAGAAAUAAUUCUGAAUGAGUACACAGAAGCUAAUCAGAGGAGAAGGAGCAAGAGAAUUGACAACAAACGGAGACGAGAAGCCUUUGUUAGGAACGCUGUAAAUCCAACUCGCCCCCUCUCACUUUCAACAAUCCACAGGAGGAAUGUGUAUGGUGAGAACUUGCUGCACAGAGCUGUUGCUCACCAAGACAUAAACCUUGUACGCAGGAUAAUAAAAGCCGGUGGAAAUGUAAAUGCUCAGGAUUAUGCUGGCUUGACUGCACUACAUAUAGCAAGUGUGGAAGGCUUUUAUGGGAUAGCAAAUCUGCUUUUGAAAGCAGGAGCUGAUGUUAACGCUACACAAAAGGAACAAAUAACACCCUUGCAAGAUGCAGUUAGAGAAGGCCAUUACGAGAUGGCGAACUUACUACUUUGGUAUGGAGCUGAUCCCUUAUUAAAAAAUCAGAUGGGAAGGUGUGCAUUAGAGGAAGCUUCUUACCCAUCUAUGAUGAAACUUCUUAAAAGUUAUGUAGCAAAAUCCAGAAGACACUCAGUAGCAGGUGGAGAUGAUUCAAAUAACAUGUUAAAUACUCAGUGUGUACAAGAUACAAACCAGCACCAGACAGAGAAUUCAGAAUCAGCAUGUGCAAAUCCUCAGGAGACAGGCCAAAAAGCAGAGGCAGCCUCAUAUUCCAAUAGCAGCAACAACAAGCUUUCAUCUAAUCAAUCACAAUUGAGUCAAGCAUCAAAACAGCAAACAUCUAAGAAGUCAGAAUCUACCAGGGAAGAAGCUGUAAUUGUACAUGGUACCUUUAAGACAAGAGCUGUGAAAAAAAUGAAAACCAGGAGAAAUCCAAAAGGGGAAACUCAGCUGCAUAUUGCUGCUAAGAGGGGAGAUUUGCCUUUGGUGAAGACUCUAAUAUCAUCUGGAAUUUCUGUCAAUGAACAGGACUAUGCAGGUUGGACAGCAAUUCAUGAAGCCUCCAGUAGAGGAUUUACUGAUGUGAUCUUAGAAUUACUGAAAGCAGGUGCUGAUGUUAACAGCAGAAGUCUCUGUGGUGUUUUACCAAUACACGAUGCCGUUUCUGGCAAUUAUUUGGAGGCAGUCAGGAUUCUGCUCCAGCAUGGAGCAAAUCCCAAUGAGAGGGAUGGUUCAGGACAAAGUGCUUUGGAUCAAGCUUGUGAUGAAGAAAUGAAAGAACUGCUGAAGUCGUAUGGUGCUAUGGCCUCUGUGCUUCCUGUUCAAACUGUUGAAGUUACUGAGGGGAAAUCAAAACGUCAUUGUUACGACUGCUGUAAAAAUGAUGAUGCAGCUUUGGAGGCACAAAAUGAGAAAUAUAGUGUGGAGUCUGUUGCUGCUGUACAAGAUACAGAAAAGAAGCAGAAAGAGCUGUUGCUAUUUGAGUUGAGAACGUCCAAAGAUGCAGAUGUUUAUAUCCAAAGGCUGUCUCAGAUACAAGAUACUUUGAAUGAAAUAAUUGCAAAUCAGAAAACAGAGAGGGAUGCCAUUGCUAAAAAAUACAGGGCUUCAGUGGAAUCAUUUAAAAGAGGUGCACUAAGGAAACAAUUAGUUAACCUUGCUUCUAGGCAAAAGAGCCUGUUGACUAUUGCCCAAAACCAGGAAAAAUUAGUGCAGAAAAUACAAAAUUACAGAAAAACAAAGCAAAUGUUCAAUUCAUCAUCAGAGAAGCAAGUCUCAAACUUAGUUAUUUUUCAGGGAAGUGAUACAAGACAAAGUUUAACUGGUGAUGAAAUCCUGUGUCCUAACGCAGUAACACUGAGUAUGGGGCUUGGUGCCAGCGCGCCUAAUGGAAGCAGAGUAGAAGCACAUGUUUCUUUGGAAGAUGGAGUUUCAGCUCAGGAACGCAUCCAGCAUCCACACAUCUGCUUGGAUGAGACAGCAGCAAGUAAAGAAGCAAUUACAAGCAAAAAGGCUUCUGAUCAUGCUUUGGCAUCUGGAAACAGGGGAAGAGAAUAUCCCCCUGACAACACGUCAAAGCUGACAAAUGCUGCAGAAGUGAUGACAUUGCCUUCAGAACCUGCUAUUUCCACUGCCAAAACAAAGUGCUCACAGCAAAAAUACAUUGAUUGUUUAGCAAUUGUAGGACAAAGAAACGGGUCUUUAAAUCUCACUUCAGUGACCAACACAUUAAAUAUUGUAGAACCCCGAAGCACUGUUGUCAAUAAGAAUGUCUGUCAGACAACCAGGGACUGCAGGCAGGUUCUUUCACAUGAGGGUCUGCACAGAAAUGUGAAUCAGAAAGAAGCUUUCCAGCAGCAGCCACAGCAAGCACCUGCAAAGAACUUCUCUAAUACUUCGCAGCAAAUGGUCUUUCAGAGUAGUGAGAAUUCAUUUAAUGCCAACCUGAUGCUUACUAAUCUUGCCUCAAAUACAAGCUCUCCAGCAAAUAUCAGUGAGAAAUCGUCACAGAGUUUUGGUAAUCAGGCAUGGGAACCAAAACAAAUGAGAUAUGGAUGGAAGAAUAAGAAAAAGCAUCAGCUGAUAGAUCUGCUUGAAUUGGGGUGGAUAAAGCCCGGAGAAAAUGUUUUAGAAUUCAAACUGCAGGAAUUUAGUCAUAAAGCUACACUCUUAAAGAAUGGCAAGAUCAGAACCAGUAAAGGACAAAUACUACAGAAUCCAGUUCAGUGGGUUAAAGAUCUACUAGGAAGUGAUAUUUCUGUGACAUGGAAGUAUGUGUGGAAUAAGGUUACAUAUCUUGGAACAGAACUGUCAAAAUUUAGUGUCGGUGAAGUGUCCGUUUCCAGUGACCUGGAGGUACCAACACAGAAAGGAAACCCUUUGGGCUCUUCUGUCCAGUUCAACUCAGUGGAAAGCCUGACACAUUUUCUUCAAUUCCAUGAGAUAGUAAUGGCACAUAGAGAGGAGUUUCUACCAUGCUGUGCAAUGGAAAAGCACUGGAAUUUCUACAAAGAAUGUAAAGAUUUUGGAUUCUAAAGACUUCUGGAAUGCUAAUACUUUUUUUCUUUGCCAUCACUUAAAAGUAAACAUUUGAGCUUUUAGAAUUAAGUACUUUGCUACUGUCACUUUGAUAAAUCAUUUGUCCACCACUUGGCAUGAUGGAAAGAUUGUUUGGGUAAGUAAGGAACAGGGAAGUAGCAGGCAAGGAUGUGCUGCAAGAUUAAGAAAUGAGGAAGUAGGUAGGACUUAACACAGUGAUGUUCAUUGUGAGUUAUAUUCCAGGUUCAUUAUUUGGCAUAAAUUUUUAAGUUUCAAUUCAAGAUUAAAGUAACUGCCCCAGCUUGAUGGGGCAGGACACAAACAGACAGGUAUCAACACUCACAGUCACUUCUUACACCUAAACCUGGAACUGCUGUGGCUGAACAUGUGCUAUCAGAAAUAGCAGUGCAUGUUUGCAUAAUAACAUAAACUGUUAGCUGAGGCAAAAAAUCAAGAUGAGCAGCCUUGAAAAUCAGCAGCAGCUUUGCUUUAUUUGGCAUAUUAUAUAUACAUAUAAAUAUAUAAACAUAAACAUUUGAGAAGGGGGGCAGGUUAAAAGAGGAAUCUUAGCUAUUGGAAGUGCUCAGGAAAAUUCCAUUCGUGUUCCAGCCAAAUCUCUCUGGUAAGCAGAAAAUGUGCUGGCAUAUGACAGGAAAAUGACAGGAAAUGCAAUUAUCCUGUUUGUGGAACAUGAUUUUUUCCAGGUAACAGCAUCUUAGAUAUUCAUUCCAGUCUCUGGGGGAUUUCUAUUUGUUUUAAUUUUACAAUGUUUGGAUCAGCUUUAGCAGAUUAUUUGUAACACAUUGACUGUGAAGACAGUUAUCUGCAUUCAAGUGGUAUUCUUGCUCUUUCAUUCUUUGGAUUAUAAGAAGAGAUGGAAUAAUAGUACCUGCUACUCCCAACUCCAGUGAAUAGGAUGAGAAGUAUCUCCUGUUAAUACAUAAAGUCAGCAAGCUAUUUGGAGUGUGAAUACCUCUUCUGCAAAGAUCUGAUUAGCGUCUUAAACAGAAGUUGGUUUAGAGAAGUGAGAGGGGUCUAAUGUACAGAGAGCUAGUGCUGUGCCCUAGGAUACAUGAGCAAUCAUAGCCUGAUGGGCUGUAAGAAUAAAGAAAUGCCAAUUGCCUGCAAGUCAAAAAAGGUAAAAGCUGCUGAGUGACAAGUAUUUUGUAACGUCAGUUUCACAAAGAAAGAAAAUGGAGCAUUCUCACAACUGCAGAAGCAAAACAAACCUGAAGGCAUAUUGUUUCAAAGGAAGUGCUCAUGCAAAACUGCACUUUCACUGAAAAGUAAGAGGUAUUUUACUGUUGAAAUGACCUCUGAAUUACAUGUUUGUUUGACAUUUUUUCUUUUGUUGCAAGAUGUCUAAUAAAAUUAAUGUACAAAACCUG
Prinia subflava (tawny-flanked prinia) is the source of this 5730-nucleotide messenger RNA. It is a transcript of the gene ANKRD31, whose product is annotated as ankyrin repeat domain 31. NCBI's taxonomy places the organism in Eukaryota, Metazoa, Chordata, Aves, Passeriformes, Cisticolidae. The record is from RefSeq and is a predicted model, not a curated record. Gene Ontology annotation, molecular function: protein binding. The transcript has 23 exons. Bases 542 to 4339 code for a protein of 1265 amino acids.